GACCAUUUUCAACAUACCUAAAAGGAUGGAUGAUGACAUUCCAAAUCCCAAUGAUUACUUGUUUAAUUCUGGUGGUCGAGUUAUUGGGAAGGAGGUCAGCAUUCGCCUUGAUGACAAAAGCUUAAAACAAGCUCAUCGCUACAUUUUGCUUCACUCUGAUGAGAUAAAAGGGGAUCUGGAUGAAUUUUUAACCGAGAAACGUCAAAUGAACUUACAAAAUCCUGUCACGGAGAGUGAUGAAAGUAACUGGAUCAUCAAUGAGUUUGGAGGGUGGCUGCAAAAUAAGGUACAUUACAUAGAUGCAACCACCGAAGAUGGGAAACUAAGAAAAGCUUUGGCGGGUGGUUUGCAUUCUUAUGGUAGAAAAUUAAAAGGAUACAUAAUCAAUGGAUACAAAUUCCUUUCCACGGAUCGCGAUUCUCGUCUUUUGACACAAAAUUCUGGAAUUAUGGUCGAAGCGGAUGGAGAUGCCUACUAUGAAAAAGUGAAAGAUAUCUAUGAAUUAGAUUAUUACGGAGAUUACAAAGUUGUAUUGUUUCGUUGUGAUUGGGUAGACAUUCAUAGGGGUGUAAAAGCAUAUCCAAAUGGCGGAGUAUGUGUCAAUUUCUCUAAAUUGAUGCAUUCUGGACGAUUGUUGCAAGAUGAUCCAUUUGUAUUCUCAUCUCAAGCAAAACAAGUUUUUUACAUAGAAGAUGAGAUACAAAAGGGAUGGUUGCAUGUUGUUAAGAACAAGCCUAGAGAUGUGUUUGAUUUAGGGGAUUCUUUACCAGUAGAGGAAGAGGGUGGGACCAAUUGAUCAUGCUUAUUUUUUAUUGUUUUGCUUUGGAUUUGUAUUUG
Messenger RNA from Spinacia oleracea (spinach), 837 nucleotides. RefSeq lists its product as uncharacterized. The transcript is spliced from 3 exons. NCBI's taxonomy places the organism in Eukaryota, Viridiplantae, Streptophyta, Magnoliopsida, Caryophyllales, Amaranthaceae. The record is from RefSeq and is a predicted model, not a curated record. Bases 26 to 796 code for a protein of 256 amino acids.